Messenger RNA from Arctia plantaginis, 705 nucleotides. The record is from the annotation of a GenBank genome assembly. NCBI's taxonomy places the organism in Eukaryota, Metazoa, Arthropoda, Insecta, Lepidoptera, Erebidae.
AUGAAUACUUCGGCUAUAUCUCCUUUAUUGGUGCAUUCAAAAUCGGAUUCAGUUGAAGUUCGGGCUCUGAAAGAGCUACUGGCUAAUGUAUCCUGUGGCUCCAAUAAUUGUAAUCGUCUUGAUGACAAUAAAUCGAACACUAGAAGGUCACGAAAAUUGUCACAUGUUGCUGCAACUCUAAAAGGAAAUUUAAGACAUUCAAAGGUUCAAACUGAAUGUCAUGUUACUCCUUACUAUGUACCUAGCACAAUAAAAGGUUACGAUAGAUUUGAUUGUAAUAGUCAAAACUUAGUUUGUCCUAUGUGCUUCUUCACUACCCAUGUUUUACGUGGUGACUAUGUUAAAAUUGUAAAAGACGAAAAAUGUGGAACUGAAUUAUCAAUAUCAACUUCUGAUAAGGGUACAGAAAGAAAUGUAAAUUAUUUAGAAAAAUCGACUUCAAAUACAUCAGUUUUGCCACUGUUUUCCUAUGAAAUGAAUGGUUAUACAAGUUCUAGCGAUUCGAGCGGUUCAUGUCGGUAUCAUUGCCAAAGGAACCCAAGAAAAGGCGUAUAUGAUAGAUCUAAUGCCCCGCUUCCCGAAGAGAAUUGCUUCAUAGAGGAAAAUACAACUUCUCCUCGAUGUUGUGUGGAAAUGGAAAAUUUUAUCAACUGCAUAAGACCACCUAUUGCUGGCAACUGUUUGCCAACUGAUAUUUUAAUGUAA